Messenger RNA from Cotesia congregata, 627 nucleotides. The record is from the annotation of a GenBank genome assembly. Lineage: Eukaryota; Metazoa; Arthropoda; Insecta; Hymenoptera; Braconidae.
GCAGUACCGAUUUUCAGAGCAAUCAUGAGCCAUAAGGGCGAGGAAUGCUAUUCGAAAGUUUUCGAAUUUAUGAAACAAAGUUGCAGAAGAUUCAAGCCAACAGUGUACAUGUCUGAUUUUGAAAUAGGGAUGCAUAACGCCGUGGAAGCAGCAUUCCCUGGCAUUAAACCCACCCAUUGCUACUUUCAUUAUGUCCAGGCAAUAAUAAAGAAGUCGAAAGAGUACGGUAUAAUUAAUAAAACCAAGGUUAUACCUUCAUCAAGUCCUGAAGUUUACAUAGUAAUCAAACAAUUCAUCGCUUUGGCUCUCUUACCACCUUCUUUAAUCAUACCGACCUUCAAACAAUUACAAGAAACAGUUACUCGUGACUUUGGAAAUUAUUUCGAAAAGCUGUUUUCUUACUUUGACGGUUACUGGUUGAAAACCAUCAAGCCGAAGGAAUUCUCCGUUUAUAAUAUUAGAGAAGAUCGAACAGAUAAUUUUGAAGAAGCAUCCAAUCAUAUUUUGAACCAAUUACUACAAAAAAACCCUAACCCAAAUAAAUUUUUAGGUCAGCAAAAUAAUGAAGGUAUGUGCAAUGGAUACAAGGGUUAUUUGGAACUCCAUCCAAAUGGACAAAUUUGUUAG